Messenger RNA from Rhipicephalus microplus (southern cattle tick), 699 nucleotides. Its product is annotated as phospholipid-transporting ATPase ABCA3. Gene Ontology annotation, biological process: lipid transport; transmembrane transport. Gene Ontology annotation, molecular function: ATP binding; ABC-type transporter activity; ATP hydrolysis activity. Gene Ontology annotation, cellular component: membrane; intracellular membrane-bounded organelle. The record is from RefSeq and is a predicted model, not a curated record. Lineage: Eukaryota; Metazoa; Arthropoda; Arachnida; Ixodida; Ixodidae.
AUGGUCGGAGGAUCUGGCUGGCGAAUCUUCAAUGCAGCAUCACCUCUUGGUGGAAACAAACGGAAGCUGUCUAUUGCGAUCGCCUUGGUUGGCUUACCUGGUGUCGUGUUCUUGGACGAGCCUUAUGCUGGCGUGGACGUGCUCGCCAGGACACGCAUCUACAAGAGACUCACUGAGAUCAAGGAGCACACGAAAUGCAGCAUGGUGCUUACUUCACACAGCAUGGAAGAAUGUGAGGUGGCUUGUGACCGGAUAUGUAUAAUGGUUCAAGGUACAAUGGUCUGCUUGGGAACGCUACAGCACCUCAAGGACAAGUUUGGCAAAGGCUGCAGUAUCAAAUUCUUGCUUCGUGACAACGCAAACAUCCCAUUGCAGGAAAUAUUGAAGGCUGUGGACAAGGUAUUUCCCGGCAUGACGGUAUUGAAUCUCGCCGAAGAAAAAAUUGAAAUCCGGACUCGUGAGAGGCUUCCUUGGAGUGUUCUAUUCAACAACAUUGAAUCAUUGGACAAGGACUUCGCUUUCGAGGGAGUUCUUGCUUCGGAUACAACCUUGGAGCAGUUGUUUAUUGAAUUCGCUGAGAAAGGUCAAAAUGAAAAAGAGUUGCAGUCCACUAGAUCAUCAGCAGCACUUGCGCUAUCCGCAACGGCGUCAGUGGCACCAGCAUGACCAUCAGCACGUCAGCUUCAGUUUUACUAUCCG